Molecule: messenger RNA, 1724 nt
Organism: Eruca vesicaria subsp. sativa (arugula)
Lineage: Eukaryota; Viridiplantae; Streptophyta; Magnoliopsida; Brassicales; Brassicaceae
Source: the annotation of a GenBank genome assembly
AAAAAACAAAACAAAAGUUUCAUCUUCUUCUCCAAACAGAGACGUCAGCCACCGACGCAUACUUCAUCUUCUCGAAUCCUUUAGCUUCCUUUCUUAAUACUGUUUUCGUGGUUUCUCGCAGCUAAAAGGACAAAAACAUGAUCAUGGUGUCGUACGGUGCCUUCGCGGUGAGAAUGGUGGUGGUCGUGCUUACAGUGCAGUGGUUGGGUUGCAACUUUGCAGAAGGGUAUCCAGAAGAUGACCUUGUGGUGAGGCUUCCUGGUCAACCAAAAGUCUUAUUUAGACAGUAUGCAGGCUAUGUAGAGGUUGACACCAAAACAGGCCGUAGCCUCUUCUACUACUUUGUGGAAGCAGCCACAGAACCUGAGACCAAACCCUUAACCCUUUGGCUUAAUGGAGGUCCAGGUUGUUCAUCGGUUGGUGGAGGAGCUUUCACUGAGUUGGGUCCAUUUUACCCAACAGGAGAUGGUCGUGGCCUCCGCAUCAACUCCAUGUCGUGGAACAAAGCCUCAAACCUGCUUUUUGUGGAGUCUCCGGCCGGGGUAGGAUGGUCUUACUCCAAUAAAAGCUCUGAUUACAACACCGGGGACGAAACUACUGCGACAGAUAUGCUUGUGUUCCUGCUGAGAUGGUUCAGCAAGUUCCCAGAGUUGAAAGCUCGUGACUUCUUUCUCACUGGGGAAAGCUACGCAGGGCAUUACAUACCUCAACUGGCUGAUGCUAUACACAGCUAUAACAGACAGUCAAGUGGGUUCAAAUUCAAUGUCAAAGGGAUUGCAAUUGGGAAUCCACUUCUAAGGCUUAGCACAGACACUUCAGCUGUUUACGACUACUUAUGGUCGCAUGGGAUUAUUUCGGACGAGCUUAGACUCGAAAUCGUCAAGCAAUGUGAUUUUAAAAAUAUCCCAAACGUAAGCAACGCGUGCAUCGAGGCUCUCACUGAUGUGAGCGUUGUUUCUCGGUAUGUCGACGUCUAUGAUGUUCUCCGCGACCUAUGCCACCCAUCUAUUGUCGAGCAAGAGCUGAGGCUCCAGAAAAUGGCUACACACAUGAGCAUGGGAGUGGAUGUUUGUAUGACUUACGAAAGGAAGUUCUAUCUCAAUCUCCCAGAGGUCCAACACGCUCUUCACGCGAAUCGCACUCGUCUGCCUUACGAAUGGUCUAUGUGCAGCACCCUGGUGAAUUACAGUGGCAUCGACUUGAGCAUCACCAUGCUUCCUCUUCUUAAGAGAAUCAUACAGAACAAAACUCCGGUUUUUAUUUUCAGCGGUGAUCAAGACUCUAUAGUUCCAUUUCUUGGAACUAGAAGUCUCAUAGGAGAACUCGCUCGUGAGCUUAACUUCAGUACCACGCUUCCAUAUGGGCAAUGGUUCUACAAAGACCAGGUUGGCGGCUGGGUCACUGAGUUCGGAGAGCUGUUGACGUUUGCCACAGUGAGAGGAGCGGCUCAUACGGUUCCCUAUGGGCAGCCCGGACGAGCUCUCCAUAUGUUUAGUAGCAUUGUGCGUGGGCGAAGGCUGCCAAACAACACCCAUUAGUUCAUUACACACGUGAUGGAUCUCUUUAUCCUAUCUUUCACUAUCGCCAAAGGCGUGCCACCAUUGCUGAAAAUGAAAAAAAAAAGGAGUUAAUAGGACUCUUUUUGUUUGUUAUUGACAUUGUUGUUGUGUAAGACAUUAUAAGAAUAAUUUUUAAAAAAAUCUACUUAAAAAGAUUGUUGCACC